Homalodisca vitripennis (glassy-winged sharpshooter) is the source of this 2896-nucleotide messenger RNA. RefSeq lists its product as uncharacterized. The transcript has a single exon. Bases 821 to 2206 code for a protein of 461 amino acids. The record is from RefSeq and is a predicted model, not a curated record. NCBI's taxonomy places the organism in Eukaryota, Metazoa, Arthropoda, Insecta, Hemiptera, Cicadellidae.
AAUGACUGUACAGUUUGGACAAUAAUGUGCUAUUAUAGUGUAUAAAAGUGAUUAUAUCUCAUCAGCUAGCUUGAAGAUUUCUUCGUAAACAACUUGUUGGUUUAGAACUAAGAAACGGAUAACUAGCUUAUGUUUUGUAAUACAUUUUAUAGUGUACACCGGAGUGCCUUCGAUCAAUACAAUAGUUUGUGUUCUUUACACUUUUAUUUAACAAAUAUUUUAUGAAAUCGACAAGAAAAUAUUGGUUAGAAACACAUAUUUUUGUUUUUAAAAUUACAAGUGGACAAGACAAUGUAAUCAGUGCGCGUAAUUUAUAUUAAUUCCGUAGCACAACAACAGUUUCACUUUUGUAAAUCAUGUGAGAAAAGGAUCUCAAAUUUAAUUAGUUCUUCCUUGAUUAACAAUGGCAUUAACAAUAUAGAAAAUACUUACAUAAGCUUUUCUUCCAUAAAAUUCUGAAGGACACAUGAUUCUAAUUGAAUGUUGUUUUACUGAAACGAACAGCUCAUUGUGCUUGUCUAUAGUCUUGUACUUUUGUACUACGUAUUCGUCUCUAGCAAUCCAAAAAUCAUUUAUUUAAAGAACUUGUUAAAUUUAAAUUAGUAUUCCUUAAAAAUUGACAAGGAAAAUUAAAACAUGCAAAAUACAAUGCUUUCAAAAACAGCUAAUUAACAAUUAGUGCGCAAAUGUCUUUCUCUUUCAAUAUAAAUAAGUAAUUGCGCUGAUUUUAAUGUUCUCGUAUCUUAUGUAAAGACAUGUCAUAAAUAACUACUGUAAAUGCAAUCUUUAAAUAUAUCGUUUGCUCCAAAAACAGUUUGUAAUGUAUGUGAAAGUCUGUAUAGUAAUAUUAGCACUAGUUACAAUGUUAUGUGAAUGUGUCAGUGCUUUAAAUCAAAACAAGUUUGUUGGAAUCAGAAAUAAACUAAAUUUUGUAGAUAAAACUUUACUGAUUAGAGAAAUUUUGAAACACAGGAUAGUUUUCAUAAGUGCUCCUAAAGGUUUUGGAAAGUCCACAAAUCUUGAAAUGAUCGGUUUGUUCUUAUCGAACCGCCACAAAAAGAGUGAGAUAGCGAUACAUUUCAAAGAAACUAAAAUAUCAGAUGAAAAGGAAUUUGUAAAGGCUCACCUCGGUGAGUACCCAGUGAUCCAGUGCGAUCUUUUAGCGGAAAGUGAUUUCACUAGUUUUGAGUCAGUACUAGCCUCAUUUAAAGAGUCACUUCACAGUGCCUUUGUGGAGCACAGAUACUUACUAAAGAGUGAGAAAAUCCCUAAGGAAAUGAAGACUAUUUUGAAACAAUACACUAACUUAACAGAUAUUCUACAAGCGAACAGCACCGAAGAAGUCGUUGAAGGCCUGGACUUUCUAUCGGAAAUACUUCACAAACAUUAUGCCAAACCUGUAGUAUUGUUGGUAAACGGGUUUGGCCAAGCAGUGACCGAAAAUAUUAUUCAGAAAAGUGAAGAUGUCACUUCUAUUUUAAAUCUGUACUCGUUGAUGAUUCGAACCACGUUUGUAAACAGCAGUACAAUAUCUCAUGUGGUGUUAAGUGGGGAGACUUGGCUCUACGGACUAAAAGGCACACCUUUGACUUUAAUAGAUUACGCCGGUUUCCUGCAAAGACCAGAGUUUAGUCUCUUCUACGGAUUCACUCACAAUGAAGCAGAUGACCUGAUGAGGAGAUUUAAAGUUCAAGGGGAUCAAAGAGAAGAGGCUUACAAGUGGUUCGGCGGAUACUCCAGCCUUGAUGGGAAAGUUCAAGUUUUCAAUCCAACUUCACUACUUAAAUUUCUUCAAUACAAACAUUUAAAAAAGUAUUGGAUAGGUUCCCAGCUAGGUACAGACUUGAUUGAAUUAAUGCUUCAUGAGUUAAAUUUCAAGAAUAACUUCACAAAUUUAGUAACAAAUGGAAGUUAUUCGGUAAAAAUUAAUCUUGAAAAAGACAUGCGAUUAGUAUGUUUGGAAAAUCUUAAAAACAAAAUUACACAAAUACCGGAACACUGUGGAAAUUUCUUCUAUCGAGUUCUUUUGGAAGCAGGGUAUCUAACAUUUAUGGAUAAUCAGGGUAAAGACAAAAAGAAUGUGGCUUUAGCUUUGCCGAAUGAAGAAAUUCGUUCUUACUUUAACCGUUACAUUUCAAAAUUUAAUGUUGUACAGUGGCAUAAUGAAAGUUUUGUGAAUUUGGAACAGAUAUUGUCAAAAACGUAACACUGGUGAUGUUGAUUACUUGGUGUGGAUAAUGUUUUCAUUGAGUGCCUAAGUAAGACAGUCAGAAAGAACGUUGUUUGAACACAACAAAAGGAUUGAUAGUACUAUAUCCCCUUGUGCAUGUAAAGUUCUAGUUGAUUGGAACAUCCAUCAAGUAUUAGAGAUGAAUACACCUUAACGCUUGUGGUACAAUAUAAAAAUCAUGCUAUAUCUACAUUAGUUACUUGUGUUAUUAGGAAUGUGUCACUAAUGGUGUGUUAGUAUUUUUAGGUAAUGCAACCAGCUAUAGGUUAGAUAUCUUCUUUUCACAUUUCUUCUUAGGUUAGAAUUUUCUAGUCACAGCUUUAUAAAACAAAUUUCAUGUUAAUAGGAAAGAUAGAAAAAUAAUUGUUAUUACCCCUAAGGACUUACAGAUUAACGUAUAAUUCUUAGGUAAUUUUUAACCACCUCGAGGAAAAUGGCUGAAGUUAAGGUGUAAUUUUUUAAAUUACGUUAAUAAAUUAUGACAUCAGGGGAUCAUACAUUAUUUAAUGAUUCAAAACUCAAGAAAAUGCCAUAUUUAAUUCCAAAAAGUACUACUUCUGGGAAUUGCCUUUUCCACAGAAACAUGUUAUCCACAGAAAUCUGUAAUAAAUCUGUAAUGUAAAAUCUGUCUCUCUGUAAUCUUUCAUUAUAAAUAUGUAAGAAAAU